Molecule: messenger RNA, 3111 nt
Organism: Xyrauchen texanus (razorback sucker)
Lineage: Eukaryota; Metazoa; Chordata; Actinopteri; Cypriniformes; Catostomidae
Product: vascular endothelial growth factor A-like
Exons: 7
Coding region: 360-923 (187 amino acids)
Biological process (GO): sprouting angiogenesis; vascular endothelial growth factor signaling pathway; response to hypoxia
Cellular component (GO): membrane
Molecular function (GO): vascular endothelial growth factor receptor binding; chemoattractant activity; growth factor activity
Source: RefSeq, a predicted model, not a curated record
UCUUUCACCUGGAAACAGACGCUGGAUCUCCAGUGGCGCGUGAGGACGAUUAAAACCAGCAAACAAUAAUUAAAGUCAUUGUUUACAUCAUAAGGACAUUAACAUAUUGUUUCUUGUGAUAUAUGCGUAAUAGGAUGCAAUUAAGAGAUCUGUCACUAUUUUUGCUACUUUCAUAUUCAGCCUAUAUUCGGAAUAUUAAGCACAUUCCGGAGGAUUUGUUUUUUCUACUUUAUUUAAUCUUGUCACUUUGAGAAAGCUGCGAAACGCACACUUCACUGACGGCAAGGAAGGCACGUGCCGGACAAUCCAAACCCCCUUUUGUGGAAUAUUUGCUGAAAUUCAAACACUGACAUUACUCAAUGUUUAAACACAACUGUUUGGAUUUCUCUACGAUUAGACCUGGCUUUCGACUAGUCUUGGCAUUCGAGAUGAGUUACUUGGCGUCACUGAUACACAUAGUUGCAGCGCUCCAGUUCAGUCUUUUACCUGCACAGAGUUCUCCCUUAGUAAGUGUAAACAGCACAGCUAAAGUGAUGCUGUUUCAGGAGGUUUGGGGCAGAAGCUUCUGUCGCACUAUAGAGAAGCUAGUGGAAGUUGUUCAGGAGUACCCUGGGGAGGUGGAGCACAUUUUCAGCCCCGCCUGCGUGCCAUUGAUCCGCUGCGCUGGUUGCUGUGGCGAUGAGAACCUGGAGUGUCACCCUACACUCACUUCUAACACCACCAUGCAACUCUUAAAGAUAAAGCCAGCAGAACAGGGCCAGGAAUAUGUGGAUAUGACCUUUGUGGAGCACAACUCCUGUGAAUGUAGACUAAGAAAGCCGACAACAAAGCAUGAAAGAUGGAAGCCCAGAAAUCGAGGGAGAAAAAGGAAGGAGAAACAAAGAGUGAAAGAUUGUGACAUGUGUCAGCCUCCUCGCAGGUAAAAGAUGACUUGCCGUGAUCUCAGCAAAUCACAUUCACCCGCCCCCUUCUGUGCAUCCUCAUCGUCCUCAUCACUCUCUUAUGGAUGCUGCCAUUGCUCUGCAGCUCAAUAUCCCAGAUGUAAUGGUGAAGGGGCUUCUCUUUAGCACAUGGGGCCCUUUCAGUGAUUUAUACAGGAAGAAUCUGUUGUGCGGUGAUGCAUCCUGACAUUAGCUUCUCACAGCUCUUUUAAGAAGAAAAACCAAUGGACCAAACCUAAAAUCUGAGACUGACCCAAAGGACUUAUAUUAUUAUUAUAUUGUGUAAUAUUAUGUUGUAGUAGUGGUAGUAGUAGUAGUAGCAGUAGUAGUAUUUGAAGUGGUUUCAUUGAUUUAGUUGCCAGCUACACCUUUUCCAAGUCUUCCCUCUUAUUUAUUAAAAUCCACUGCGGUAAACCUGGUUGCAUUUCAUGUGUCACAAAGUCCAUUUUAUGUGUUCAUAUGUCUAGAAUGAAUUAAUGAGAUAAAGUACCAAAGAUGUUUUUGUGUGUGUGUGUGUGUUUGUGUGUGUGUGUGUGUGAGCGUGUAUUUAUCACUUUGUGGGGACCAAAUGUCCCCAUAAGGAUAGUAAAACCCGAAAUUUUUGGCCUUGUGGGGACAUUUUGUCGGUCCCCAUGAGGAAAACGGCUUAUAAAUCAUAUUAAAUUAUGUUUUUUGAAAAUGUAAAAAUGCAGAAUGUUUUAUGUGAUGGUUAGGUUUAGGGGUAGGGUUAGGUUUAGGGGAUAGAAUAUAAAGUUUGUACAGUAUAAAAACCAUUAUGUCUAUGGAAAGUCCCCAUAAAACAUGGAAACACAACAAGUGUGUGUGUGUGUGUGUGUGUGUGUGUGUGUGUGUGUGUGUGUGUGUGUGUGUGUGUGUGUGUGUGUGUGUGUGAGCGUGUAUUUAUCACUUUGUGGGGACGAAAUAUCCCCAUAAGGAUAGUAAAACCCGAACUUUUUGAUGUUGUGGGGACAUUUUGUCGAACCCCAUGAGGAAAACAGCUUAUAAAUCAUACUAAAUAAUGUUUUUUGAAAAUGUAAAAAUACAGAAAGGGUUCUGUGAGGGUUAGGUUUAGGGGUAGUGUUAGGGUUAGGGGAUAGAAUAUAAAGUUUGUACAGUAUAAAAACCAUUAUGUCUAUGGAAAGUCCCCAUAAAACAUGGAAACACUACAUGAGUGUGUGUGUGUGUGUGUGUGUGUGUGUGUGUGUGUGUGUGUGUGUGUGUGUGUGUGUGUGCGUGUGUGUGUGAGCGUGUAUUUAUCACUUUGUGGGGACGAAAUAUCCCCAUAAGGAUAGUAAAACCCGAACUUUUUGAUGUUGUGGGGACAUUUUGUCGAACCCCAUGAGGAAAACAGCUUAUAAAUCAUACUAAAUAAUGUUUUUUGAAAAUGUAAAAAUACAGAAAGGGUUCUGUGAGGGUUAGGUUUAGGGGUAGUGUUAGGGUUAGGGGAUAGAAUAUAAAGUUUGUACAGUAUAAAAACCAUUAUGUCUAUGGAAUGUCCCCAUAAAACAUGGAAAUCCAACGUGUGUGUAUGUGUGUGUGUGUGUGUGUGUACUUUGUCUUUACAUUAAACAUGUCUGAAUACGUGUUUCUUAUUAGCCACGCAAUUUGUUUAAAAUUGUCACCCACACGUAUGAGACUACAGUAUAUUACACUUUAAUUUAGUGAAAACAGUCAAAUAAAGGAUGAACUUUUUUAAACAAAACUUGUUAACUGCAAGGACAAAGACUUUACUCCUAAAAGGGCAGUCAAGAAGAACCGAGACAGACAUUCAGCAUAAUAUGUCUGAAUGUUAGUGCUUUGCUUUAUUUUUUGUUUACUACAUUUUUUAAUGAAACGACUGAAUUUUCCACACUUUGGUCUCCGAUCUGUAAAGUGCUGGAAUUAAACCAAAGAAGCAUUAUUAUCUAAGCUGCUGAAUGAGAAUAGGGCCCGACAUGCAAAUGCAACAGUCUUCCCCAAUAGGGCUAUUAAAGAUUCCCAAUGUAUAAAAAUAUUUUAAUAUGCAUUAUUAUGAUAUAAAUUUAAGAGUAACUUACUUAAUAGUGAGACUUGUUUGUUUUUUAUUUCUGAUUUUCAUUAAAAAUAUUUUAUGAAAGAUUUUGUAAUGUAAGUGUGUGAGUAUGUGAGUGCAUUUUGAAUGGAGAGUAGAAAUUCAGCAGGAUAAUUUGUA